AUGCCGACGCCGCAGCCUUCCGGAUUAACCACACUCAUCUCUCCAGAGUCCAGAGCGAACGGAACCCUACGCGAUGAUGAACCGGGUUUGUCUGGCCUCUGCCGAUCCCUGAUCUACGCCACAUUCCAACGUAUGGCCGUUCUCGACCAAGCCUCCGAUUGGAUGCUUGGUGGGAUCAAGUGCUGCCCCCAAGCCACAUCCCCACCCAAUCGAUCCUGUGCCACCAUCCAGCCGCUAACAUUAGCAAAGCAGCACGCCAGCGCCAGCACGCCCAGCUCGCUCUUCUUUGCAUUAGCGGAUGGCAAGCGAGGGACCCUGACUUGCACAAUGGGGCGCUCGGCCUGCACAAACCCCGCAUUUCGACGCGUCCAGACUUUCCCCCUUUCUGACCAGACCUCCCCCAGAAACGAAAGGGCAGCAAAGACAGCAGACGAGACGACGUCAGUGCGAGCUCUGGUGGCACAACCCUCCGCCCAUUGGCCACCCUUUGUCGUUCUUCGCACCCUUCGAAAUGCGGGGUGUGUCGACCGCCGUCUCUUGCGGGUGAAGCCGUGGGAGCAGCAGAAGUGGCACAACUCAACGUCGCAGGCGCGAGACCCGCCGACAACGACGACGGCUCCGAGCAGACGAGGUUUCCAUUCUUCUAGCUGCCAUCGCGAAUCUGACGACAAAAUGAUGCCGAUGUUGUCCAUUGGGGGGUUGCCGCGGUCCAACUCGUGCAAGACGCACGCAAAGGCGCGGCUCAAGGAAACCCUCACGCCUGAUCUGCUUGAGAAGCUCCGCCGGUUCUGGUUCAAGCAUCUCAAGACCGAUGAGGCCUAUAUCUUACCUCAGAGGAGCCAGAUGGGCCGAUGGUUCUACUCCGACGUCGACUUUGAUGAGGCUUGCGUGAAGAAAUUCCGCCCCGUUUUGGAGGCAAUGAAGUCAGCCAAGAUCACAACUCGAGACAUUCUCACAAUUGUGAGGCCAUUCACACCUUUGCAGUGGCUCGGUCUGGUCCUGCUCCUAGACCAAGUCCCGCGAAACAUCUACCGGGGUCCAGAGUCAUCGACAGUCUUUAAGUUCUUUGACCCUAUUGCGCGAGAAAUCGCACGUCACGCCAUCAACGCCGGCGCUGCGACUCACAACAGGAUCAAGUACCGCGUGGCCUACCGUAUGUGGUUCUACCUGCCCUUCAUGCACUCCGAGGACCUGGCGCUGCACGACUUUGCUGUGGCGCAGUACCAGCAGAUGAAGGACGAUUUUGAGGAGCUGAUGGCUGAAGACGGAGAGGCCGGCAGCGACGAUCAGCGCAAGUGCUGGGGCGUGUUGGCGGUGCAGAAAGAAGCCGCUAGAGACCUGCUAGAGACGAAUUGUGAUUUUGAGACGAAGCAUCGCGACAUCAUCGUGCAGUUUGGACGAUACCCGCAUAGAAACAUGGCCAUGGGCAGGGAGUCUACUGCACAGGAGAAGAAGUAUCUUGAGACGGGUGGCGAGACGUUCAGCGCUGCGAGCUAA
Molecule: messenger RNA, 1497 nt
Organism: Colletotrichum lupini
Lineage: Eukaryota; Fungi; Ascomycota; Sordariomycetes; Glomerellales; Glomerellaceae
Exons: 7
Coding region: 1-1497 (498 amino acids)
Molecular function (GO): protein binding
Source: RefSeq, a predicted model, not a curated record